Messenger RNA from Leptidea sinapis, 1986 nucleotides. Its product is annotated as myrosinase 1-like. The coding region runs from base 360 to 1922 and encodes 520 amino acids. Gene Ontology annotation, molecular function: beta-glucosidase activity. The record is from RefSeq and is a predicted model, not a curated record. The transcript is spliced from 8 exons. Gene Ontology annotation, biological process: carbohydrate metabolic process. NCBI's taxonomy places the organism in Eukaryota, Metazoa, Arthropoda, Insecta, Lepidoptera, Pieridae.
CGAGAUUGGUUUAGUUGGACGUGUAACGUUUCCCUCGUUAAUUUGCGACGCUGUUUGACAUUCGGAAAACUUCAGAAUAAUCAGUGUAUUGACAGUGUUUUUAGCGAUAUAGUCAAUAUUCUCAUUAUCAGAGAGGUCUGCAACACAAUAAAAGUUAAUUUUAAUGGCAAUACGGACGAUAGUAUAAGCGCGUACAUCUUUAUUUUUAUAUAAGAGAAGGCGAACGGGCAAGUGGCGGGAUGGGAGUGGUGAGGCAAACGCCGAAAGACAUCGCAACAAUAGGUGUCAAGCAAUGCGGUGCCAGAAUUUAAGGAAACAUUGUAUAACAUCAAAAGUAAAACUAUCAACAUAAUUACGAAAUGGUAAUGGAUGGACAUAUAAAUGCUGCAUUUAAUUUACCAAUCACAGUUGCUUUUUGUCUGACGUUAGUAGUAGUAUGUGGAGGUUACUCUCGUCAUGGUUCACGAAGACUACCUGAUGACUUGUUACUUGGAGCUGCUACGGCAUCAUAUCAGAUUGAGGGCGCAUGGGACGCUGAUGGGAAAUCCGAAAAUAUUUUUGAUUAUGCGAUACAUAAUCAGCCCUGCUAUGCGAUUGAUUGCAGUAAUGGAGAUGUAGCGGCUAAUUCUUACUACUUAUACAAAAGAGACGUUGAAAUGCUGAGGGAGCUUGGUGUAAACUUCUACAGAUUUUCACUCUCCUGGACUAGGCUGUUUCCCACAAGCUUUACUGAUAAAAUAAAUAAAGCCGGUGUAGAGUAUUACAAUAAUUUGAUUGACGAGCUCCUGAAGAAUAACAUACAACCUGUGGUAACUUUAUUUCAUUGGGACAUGCCACAAAAGCUGCAGCAACUAGGAGGCUGGUUGAAUAACAACAUUGUUGACUGGUUUGGAGACUAUGCUGAAGCUGUGUUUGUGCUUUUCGGUGAUAGAGUAAAGUAUUGGAUAACGGUGAACGAGCCGUUCCAGAUUUGUGAAUUCGGUUAUGGCAAUGCAAUUUUAAUACCAGCACUAAACCUGACGGGAGAAGCAGAUUACAUAUGUACAAAGAAUUUGCUUUUGGCGCAUGCCCGAGCUUAUCAUGUAUAUGACGAGCUAUUUAGACCUAAGCAAGAUGGAAUAAUUUUUAUAACAAUAAGCACUGAGUGGUUUGAACCAGCCGAUAAUUCGAAUAUCGAGGCAGCCAAUGAUGCCAACCAGUUCUGGUGGGGAAUAUAUGCCCAUCCUAUAUUUUCAAAACAUGGUGAUUACCCACGUAUUAUAAAAGAAAGGGUAGCAUUGAAGAGCAGGGUACAAGGACUUCCAAGAUCUAGACUGCCCGAGUUGUCGCCAGAUGAGAUAAAAUACAUUCACGGGUCGUCAGAUCUUUUUGGACUAAAUCACUACUCUUCAGCUAUAGCUUAUAGAAACGCGUCCACAUAUUACUAUUACAGCAGUUUUACAGGACCUUCUCACGACGCAGAUGCUGGAUAUAUGAGUUAUAAACCACCCGAAUGGAAAAUAGGAGAAUCUGAUAGAACUAUGUAUGCCCCAUGGGGUUUCAGUAAAAUUCUUGCAUACAUCAGAAAUGUGUAUAAUAAUGUACCAGUUUUUAUUACUGAAAAUGGAUUUGCGUCGCAUGGUGGGUUGGUUGAUGAUGACAGAGUAACUUAUUACCGUGGCUAUAUAUCAGCGAUGUUGGACGCUAUCGAUGAGGGCUCUUAUAUUAUUGGAUAUACGGCUUGGAGUCUUAUGGAUAACUUUGAAUGGUGGAACGGAUACCGGGAAAACUACGGUCUAUAUGAAGUAGAUUUCAACGAUACAUCCCGUCCCCGUACUCCUCGCAAGUCAGCGUAUGUCUACAAGGAGAUCAUCCGCACCCGCACUCUCGAUAUGAACUACGAACCUGACAUGUCAAUACCCUUAACUUUUGACCUCCUAUAACUGAUUUUUUAUAAUAUUACUCAUUUGUCUCACUUAAAAUUUAAAACGGCUUGACUUCUUGGAA